Messenger RNA from Cydia splendana, 1744 nucleotides. It is a transcript of the gene Rab14, whose product is annotated as ras-related protein Rab-14. The record is from RefSeq and is a predicted model, not a curated record. Gene Ontology annotation, cellular component: Golgi apparatus; trans-Golgi network; recycling endosome. NCBI's taxonomy places the organism in Eukaryota, Metazoa, Arthropoda, Insecta, Lepidoptera, Tortricidae. The coding region runs from base 160 to 801 and encodes 213 amino acids. Gene Ontology annotation, molecular function: GTPase activity; GTP binding. Gene Ontology annotation, biological process: defense response to bacterium; phagosome maturation; Golgi to endosome transport. The transcript has 5 exons.
AUUUAUUAUCUAUGUUCUACUGUCAAGUCUUGAGUGAUGACGUUUCUUUGAGGCAGUGGUGAAAACAUCGAUUUAUAAAAAAUAGAAAAUUACGGCAAUCACCAAAGGAAGUCUUUGUUUUAAUUAUUGACACUUUCUUUUAAUAAUUGAAAAAUCAAGAUGACAUCAGGACCGUACAAUUAUUCUUAUAUAUUCAAAUAUAUAAUAAUUGGAGAUAUGGGAGUUGGCAAAUCAUGCCUGCUGCAUCAGUUCACAGAGAAAAAAUUUAUGGCUGACUGCCCACAUACAAUUGGUGUUGAGUUUGGCACCCGGAUAAUUGAAGUAGCGGGACAAAAAAUCAAAUUACAAAUAUGGGACACAGCUGGACAAGAGAGGUUCAGAGCUGUCACUCGCUCUUAUUACAGAGGAGCUGCUGGGGCACUAAUGGUGUAUGAUAUAACGAGAAGGUCCACUUACAAUCAUUUGAGCAGCUGGCUAACGGACACACGUAAUUUGACCAACCCAAGCACUGUGAUAUUCUUGAUCGGCAACAAGUCCGACUUGGACGGCCAGAGAGACGUAACAUAUGAGGAAGCCAAACAAUUUGCUGAUGAAAAUGGCCUCAUGUUUGUAGAAGCAAGUGCCAAAACUGGCCAGAACGUGGAGGAGGCAUUCUUGGAGACCGCUAAAAAGAUAUAUCAGAGUAUUCAAGACGGCAGGCUGGACUUGAACGCCGCGGAGUCGGGUGUGCAGCACAAGCCCGCGUCGCCGGGCCGCCCGCUAGCCGCGCCGCCCGCUGCCAAGGACAACUGCGCCUGCUAACUGGCCACGAGCGACUGGGUCACAAACGUUCGGGAAAACCGGCGUCUUUUCUGCGGACAUUACGAAAGUUAACGGUUUGCGUAACUACAUAUUUUCUAAGACAUUCACCUUACAAAUUUUGAAAAGUAGGUUUUAAGAUGCCUAUGAGGUAAACUACGAAAAGUAGGCUUUAAAGUCCGUUUAUUUUAUGAUAUCUACAGGAAAGACGCUUAGCCUCAACUCAUACUAAAAGUUUUUGACCCGUGUACUCGUGACACGGCCACGGCCCGGAACGCACUCUUCGACAAUCCCGACAAGGCUAGUUUGCUUGGUGUGAAAUCGACUUCUCUUUAUGAAACGUCCAAAAACUUAAGGCGCCACUAGAAACAAAAAUUAAACCUCCGCUAAAAGUUUUAGCUAUAGCGCCCGCCCGGCUUCGCACGGGUUAACAAAUUAGACAUCUAAACCUUCCUCAAGAAUCGCUGUAUUCAUAGGUGAAAACCACAUGAAAAUCCGUUUAGUAGUUUUUGAGUUUAUCGCGAACAAAUACACAAACAGAAACGCGGCGGGGGACUUUGUUUUAUAAGGUAUAGUGAUAAUAUAUAGUCAGUGGAUGCGCAAAGUAUGCGUCCAUGUAUUUUUUGUGAAAUUGAUUUCAAAUUGGCUAGCCUAUUUUUAAAGAUUACCACAACAUAGUCAUUUGGUACUGAUUGACAAUACUUUUAUAACUGAGCAAUCUGAUUUUAAUAAUUAUUUUGAUUAAAGUUCCUUUCAAACAGAAAUAUUGUGGUAGAAUCUGGGUAGAAAAUUCUGGUUUUUGUAUGGGAGUGUCGUAUCUGUUCUAGUAUUAUGUAAUAUGUGUCACGAGUGGCAGCCAGUGGGUACAUCUCCACACUUUAGUGUGCACUAAUGCUUUCGGGAUAUCAUACUUUAAUCGAUAAGUUAACUAGAGUAUUUAAAAUAA